This is a messenger RNA of Amaranthus tricolor (Joseph's coat), 1320 nucleotides long. RefSeq lists its product as uncharacterized. Gene Ontology annotation, biological process: root development; shoot system development. The record is from RefSeq and is a predicted model, not a curated record. The coding region runs from base 67 to 1014 and encodes 315 amino acids. The transcript has a single exon. Lineage: Eukaryota; Viridiplantae; Streptophyta; Magnoliopsida; Caryophyllales; Amaranthaceae.
CUUAUACACAUUUUCUUUAAUCUGAAUCACAUAAAUAAAACUUAGGGUUAAAUAGUGCACAAAAAUAUGGUAGGUUUCUUUCUAAAGCCAAAUUCUAAAGGCCAUCAUGCUAGAUCAAUCAGUUUACCCGUAAGAUCGCAUCCUACCACUCUUAAAAUCAAAGAAGAACUCAACAAACUUCGUAAUCUUGAAGUUUGUUCUUCAAACUGUUUCGAUUUCACUAAGCUCCGCAUGGCCAUUCCAGGCCUUGCGGAGCUCUACAAAUCAAUAGGAGAUCUUCUAAAGCUACCCCAAACUCAACAAGCCUUAAAUAGGCACAAUGAUUCUUCAUGGGUUGAUGAGAUUUUAGAAGAAUCAAUAUCAUUCCUUGAUGUUUGUGAAAACAUAAGAGAAAACUUGUUCCUUUUAAGGAAAAAUAUUGCACAACUUCAAUCUAGCCUUAGGAGAAGAAACAAUGUUAAUGGUAGUAGUGAAUUGGAUAAUGAUAAUGAAGAUGCUAUCACAAAAUAUGCUUCCUUUGUGAAGAAAUUGAAGAGAGAAAUGGGUAAAUUUAUUGUUUCUUUGAAGCAAAUUGAUAAUAAAUUAUUAGAGUCAUCAAUAUUUAAUAAGAUAAAUAAUAACCAAUAUGUUAUUGCAAUUGUUAGGGUUCUAAGAGAGACAAGUUUGAUUUGUAAUUUUGUUUUUAGGUCAAUUUGUUGGUAUUUUUCUAGUACUAAUUCCCAUUUGCUAUAUAAGGGUAGCAAAUGGGGUUUAGUACUUAAAUUGGUGCAAAAUAAUAAUAAAGGUCAGGGUGAAGAUGAGCUUAACGAAUUAGAGGAUGUAGAAGCUGUGUUAAAUAAUUUAAUGGUUCGAAAAAUGAGUGCAGAUAAUACUAGGCAAAGGGUUCAAGUUGCAUGUAAGAAACUACAUGCACUUGAUACAACAACUCAAGGUUUUGAGAAAGAUCUUGAGUGUUUGUUUAGGCAACUAAUUCACACUCGAGUUUCUCUCUUGAAUUUACUUUCAGAUCAUUGAUUUAGUGUCAUAAUUAAAGCUUAAGUCAAUAGUCAUAGCCAUGAUAGCUUUUUGUGUUCAAAAUGUCGAUGCAUAUAUCCUUUUUAUAUUUGACAGUGUUAAAUAUUUUAGAUGAUAUUUCUUUUAAUUUUUAUAUUUCAAAGGAUGAGUCAUUCACUUAACAUUAUCCAAAUUUUGAAGGAUUUGUUAAAGGAUUAUCAGUGUUUUUUCAUCUUGAUAUGUAUUAUGUAUGUAGAUGAUUAUGUAAAUAAAAGGUAGUAUAUUAUAAGGAAAAUGGUGAAUAUCUUUGUAUUAUCUCAUUAAUUG